CUCCAGAUGACCUCAUGCGGGGGAAAAGAGGAGGAGAAGAAGGAAAAGGAGGAGCCCGACGUGCCCGUAGCCUACCUUGCUGAAUCAAACUGGCUUUGGGACUGGGUUUGUGUGGAAGUACGCUCAAAGAACCGGGAGAACUUUUUCCUUUGCCAGCACUAUAAUCUCCAUGACAUUUAUCAGGGUCCUUUAAAGAGAGGAUUCCAGGAAGCUUGCCAUGUUCAAGUCAGUGCUGAAGAAGAAUAGAGAUGGAGGCAAAGGGAGCAAGAAGGAUUCAGGUGAUGUUCACAGCCAUAGUGUUCAAAGGAGAUUUCAACCUGACGGUAACCCCCUGCCUCAGGGGCCCGGGAGUAGUCAUAUUUAUGCGCAAGAGGAUGUAUUGAAGCUAGGAUAUGCCAAGGGAGUGUCAAUGUCUCUUCCUUCCUCACCUCUUCUGCCGCGACAGUCCUACAUGAUGCCCUUACGCCAAAACAAGAGAUCUCCAGGUCCAAUCAGGAAGCCCAAAUAUGUAGAGAGCCCUCGCGUUCCUUCUGAUGCCAUCAUGUCAGCACUCAGAAAGGUGGCAGAUAACAAGGAUUCCUCCCACAAUGAGCUGCAAGCAGAGCAACAGCCAAGCUCCUCCUCUCCUGCCACUCAGGAACUGAUGACAAGGCUGGGCUUUUUACUGGGAGAAGGGAUCCCGGGUACGGCACGCAUACCUAUGGACGACAAGAAUGAAAAGAAGUGCGCUCUGACCAGCCAGGGAAUUAGCCCCUGCUCCACCCUGACCAGCAGCACGGCGUCUCCCAGCACUGACAGUCCAUGCUCCACUCUCAACAGCACGACAAGCCGUCCCCCACUCAGCCAUUCCAGCCCUUGUGGGACCAUCACCAGCCCCAGCUCCACUCUUGAGAGCAAGGACAGUGGGAUCAUAGCCACCAUCACUAGUUCUUCAGAGAAUGACGACCGCAGCGGCUCCAGUCUCGAGUGGAGUAAAGAUGGCAGCCUAAGGAGCACGGGGUGCCAUGGCUUGUCGCAGAGCGUGCGGGCUGACACGUGCUCUCCUGUGGUGGAAGAAGAGUCCAGCAGUGCUACGGCAACACCAGCUGACACCCCGUCCAAGACAGACCACCAGCAGCAGCAGCUGCAGCCCCACACAUCAGCAGGAGCACAGGGGCCACCACGACCUUUAGGUCACACAUCCGACGGGCCUAACCCAUAUCCACCGCAGACAACAUCUUCCCUCAUAAUGCCAAGGCCAAACUCUGUUGCUGCAACCAGCUCCACAAAGCUGGAGGACCUGAGCUUCCUUGAUGAACAGCGCAACACGCCCCUGCGGACGUCCAUUCGCAUGCCUUGGCACAACACAGGAGGGAGGCCACCUCAGGACACUAAAGGACGCUUCGCUCCCUACAAACCUUCAGACAUCAUGCUCAAGCCCCUGCUGUUUGAGGUACCCAGCAUCACUACGGACUCCGUGUUUGUCGGCCGAGACUGGCUCUUUCAGCAGCUGGAGGACAUCCUGAAGGCCAGUGAUUCCAAUGAAAACCACGGCGUUGUAGUGGUGGGCAGCGUUGGGUAUGGAAAGACGGCCAUUAUCUCCCGGCUAGUGGCGCUGAGCUGUCACGGAGGACGCAUGCGCCAGAUCGCCUCUAACAGUCCCAGUGCCUCCCCUAAAAGUAGUGUGGGACAAGGCACAGAGCUUCCCCUCAGCCAGCCCCCACAGCCAACUCCACCAUCCAGUGCCACCAACACACUUAGUAGCAACAGCUGUCCAGGAACUCCUGAGAUGCAACGGCGCCGGGAGGAGGCUGUCAAACGACUGGCUUCAAAGGUUGUUGCGUAUCAUUAUUGCCAGGCCGAUAACACGUACACUUGCUUGGUACCAGAGUUUGUACACAGUAUCGCAGCCUUACUGUGCAGAGCCCAUCAGCUCACUGCAUACCGAGAGCUACUGCUGAAAGAACCACACCUCCAGAGCAUGCUCAGUCUGCGCUCCUGCGUCCAAGACCCCAUGGCUGCUUUCCGGAGGGGGGUCCUGGAACCACUGGCCAAUCUUCGUAACGAGAAGAAAAUUUCCGAGGAGGAUCAUAUAAUCUUGAUAGAUGGACUUAAUGAAGCAGAGUUUCAUAAGCCUGACUAUGGAGACACCAUCGCUUCCUUCAUCACUAAGAUCAUUCCUAAGUUUCCACCCUGGUUAAAGCUGGUGGUCACUGUCCGAGUUAGCUUAAUGGAGAUCACCAGCCUUCUCCCAUUCUCCAAAAUCUCCCUGGACGAUUUUACAGAAAACAAAGAGAUCACCGAUGACCUCAAUUCUUACAUCCAGUACCGGAUCAACAGCAGCAAGGAUAUUAUGAACAACAUCAGCCUGAAUGGCAAGGCCGAUCCUGGCACAGUGACCAAGCUCAGCAGCCAUCUGAUCUCACGCAGCCAGGGUUCUUACCUGUAUCUCAAACUCACCCUGGAUCUCUUUGAGAGGGGCCACCUUGUGAUCAAAAGUGCCAGCUACAAAGUGGUGCCUGUUUCACUGGCUGAACUGUACCAGCUACAGUGCAACAUGAAGUUCAUGACCAACUCUGCCUUUGAGCGCUCUCUGCCUAUCUUCAACGUGGCUCUGGCCUCGCUGCACCCCAUGACCGACGAGCAGCUGUUUCAGGCCAUCAACGCCGGCCACGUCCGAGGGGAACUGCAGUGGGAGGACUUCCGGCAGCGCAUGGAGCUGCUUUCGUGCUUUCUCAUCAAACGGCGGGACAAAACACGCAUGUUCUGCCACCCUUCCUUCAGAGAGUGGCUGGUGUGGAGAGCUGAUGGAGAGAGCACAGAUUUCCUCUGUGACCCCAGGACUGGCCAUGCUCUCAUGGCCUUUAUGCUGUCCCGCCAAGAGGGGAAACUGAAUCGUCAGCAGACAAUGGAGCUGGGACACCACAUCCUGAAAGCACACAUCUUCAAGGGUCUGAGUAAGAAAACAGGCGUGCCAUCCAGCGUGCUUCAAGCUUUGUGGAUCAGCUGCAGUGCUGAUGGUCUUUCUGCAGCUUUGGCUUCCCUGAGGAACCUGUACACACCAAAUGUCAAGGUGAGCCGUCUCCUGAUGUUGGGAGGGGCAAACGUGAAUUACCGAACAGAAGUCCUGAACAACGCGCCAGUGCUUUGUGUCCAGUGCCACCUCGGUCACCAUGAGAUUGCCUCGCUUCUGCUCGAGUUUGGUGCCAGCGUUGAUGUUGUAUCUGAAAACGGGAUGAGCCCGCUGUGCUUCUCGGCCGCUGGAGGACACCUGGGUCUAGUCAUGCUGCUCUGUAAGCGGGGGACCAAGGUGGAUCACGUAGAUAAGAGCGGCCAGUGUGCUCUGGUCCACGCCGCGUUACGUGGACACACAGAGAUCAUCCAGUACCUGUUGGAGCUUGAAUGGAGCGGUGAGGGGCAGCAGCAGGACUGGUUUCUGAAGAACAAAGCUCUGCAGCAGGCUCUGAUUGCAGCCUCCAGCAUGGGGCACACACAGGUUGUGAGAGCCCUGCUGGCACUGAAAAAUGAGCAUGCUGUGCAAAUUGAUAGUCAUGACACUCUGUGGGGCGAAACAGCACUGACAGCUGCCGCAGGCCGUGGGAAGAUGGAGGUGUGCAGCUUCCUGCUGGAGCAGGGGGCGGUGGUGCAGCAGGUGAACCGACGGGGGGUGUCUCCCCUGUUCUGUGCUGUCAGACAGGGACACUGGCAGAUUGCAGAGCUGCUCUUGCAACAUGGUGCUGACAUCAACGUCAGUGACAAGCAGGGAAGAACGCUGCUCAUGGUGGCUGCUUGCGAGGGUCACCUGAGUACUGUCGAGUUUCUGCUGUCUAAAGGUGCUUCUUUAACUUCAAUGGACAAGGAGGGACUGAUGCCUCUGAGUUGGGCGUGUUUGAAAGGACAUAAGAAUGUGGUGCAGUUUUUGGUGGAGAAAGGUGCGGUCAUCGACCACACGGACAAAAACGGACGGACGCCGCUGGACCUCGCUGCCUUCUAUGGAGAUGCUGAGAUCGUCCAGUAUUUGGUGGAAAGAGGAGCAGUGAUAGAGCAUGUGGACCACAGUGGGAUGAGACCUCUGGACCGGGCCAUCGGGUGCAGGAACACUUCAGUGGUGGUGACUCUGUUGAAGAAAGGGGCCAAGCUGGGCUACAGAACGUCUCCUUACGAUCGAUCAGGGAAUGCUGCCUGGGCCAUGGCUACUUCCAAACCUGAUAUCCUCAUCAUUCUUCUGCAGAAGCUGAUGGAGGAGGGAAACCUGCUAUACAAGAAAGGGAAGAUGAAAGAGGCAGCCCAGAGGUACCAGUACGCCCUCAGGAAGUUUCCUCGGGAAGGCUUUGGUGAUGACCUGAAGGCUUUUAAAGACCUGAGGGUCUCUCUCUAUCUCAAUCUCUCCCGAUGUCGCAGAAAAACUAAUGAUUUUGGGAUGGCUGAGGAAUUUGCAACAAAAGCGCUGGAGCUGAAACCCAAAUCCUACGAGGCCUACUACGCUCGAGCCAGAGCUAAAAGAAGCAGCAGACAGUUCACUGCAGCCCUGGCUGACCUGCACGAAGCAGCCAAGCUGUGUCCCAAUAACAGAGAGAUCCGUCGUCUCCUGGCUCGAGUUGAAGAGGAGUGCAAACAGAUGCAAAGAGCUCAGGCUAAAGGAGGCUUCGCUGGAGCUGCUGCUGCCACUUGCAGCCAGGCAUCAGGAGGCCAUGAAUCUGAUCCAGAGCAGGAUGAAAGCCAGAUCGACCCCUCAGAGCACAGACCAGCAAGGAGCUUGGAAGCCCAAAGAGACAUUUUAGAGGAGGAGGAGGAGGAGGAAGAGGAUGAGGAUGAGGACGAGGAGGAGCCAGUGGCCUUGAAGCGUGACAGGACAGGUGAAGCAUGCUGGUCCCAGAACAGUUUCUCCUUCAACAGAGAAUCUGCACCUGUUAACAACUUUGUAACUCCCACUUCACCUCCGGGCCCCAACAGACAUCCUCCCCAUCGAUACCCUCGAGAGCACCGGGAAGCUUUGGCCCAGCAGGCUCUGGUCCUGCAGCCCACCAAGCAGGCUCAGAUAGUAAAGACGAAUCAGCACAUGAGUUCCAUGCAAGCUGUAGGGGGCCGUUCUGCUGGGGCCAAAUCUCAGUAUGCGCCCUCCAGCCCUUUGCCCAGCCGACACAUGUCCAGCAAACUGAAACCAGGCCCAGGUAUUGACAUAAGCCCCCUGCCCUCUCCAGCUGAUGAGCCAGUGUAUGAAAACCGCAUAGUGCUGGGGACUGCUUCGUCCUCUAUGGGUCAGAGUUUUGAUGGCGAGAAUCUGCCUUCUUCCCAGGCUCCUUACUUAUCCUGCAGCUCCUCUAAAGCUCUGGGACCAGAGAGGCUAUCUGCCCACUCUGCUUCUUCUCUGGAGGGACUAGCCUGCUCUGGUCCUGGACCCCUGGCGAACCACAAUCCUGCUGCAACGGGACCUCAGGAAAGAAGCAUCAGCAGCAUGCAUGUGUCCAGCUCCACCAGCAGCCUGGCGUCCAGCAGCAGCUUGUCGGACAGCGGCAAACUGGGACCUGACGUCCGCAGCAAAAUCUCAGACAAAAAGCACAGCCAGCAGGGCGGCGCUGCAGCAGAAUAUAAACCCAGACCUUUCAUGGGCAUAACUGACAAAACGGCCCGAUUUCAGCAGCAGCAGCAGUGCCAUCCUAGCCUCCAGUCUGUUGGUCGCAGCUGGUUUAACCACUCCUCUGAUGGUUUGAUGUGCCACAACGUAUCAACAAUAGGUAUGCCGGCAGUCGAUUGUGAGCUGUCUUAUGGCAAAUCGGUGAACACUUACCAGGAGCAGCACAAAGCUCUGCUCCCUCAGGGUGGUGCUGCAAUGAGUGGCCUACACAAUGGCAUGCAUGCCAAGGAAUUAGCAGAGAAGUUCUGCCAAGCGGCCAACUGCUACAAAGAAUCCAAGCCGGUGCUGGCCAUGCCACACACUUUCAUGGACAGUAAGCCCAAGCAGCCCGGCCUAGGCCGAGAUAAUCCUGCCAUUCACGUAGCUUCAAUGAAACCAAAGCGAUCCUUUAUAGAGUCGAAUGUAUAGAGAUGUUUCGUCUCUCUUUACCGUCCACAAUAAACACAAGCAAAAAUCCAACAUGAGAGGGACAAAUGUUUUUGAAAUCAGCUCCAGAGUCCAGUAUCACCCAAGCUUUUAAGGAGUACUGUCUGCUGGCCACUUGUGAAUACAAACAGGCAGCUCCGAGUUUUAUUCCUCCUAGUCUGCAGCUUCUGUUACACGACAGCUUGUCCGCCGUCAUUCAGCCAAGCUGGAAACGUUGCACUGAAGGAGGCCUGCGGAUAUGUCGUACAAUCCUGAUCAACGCAGCGAGGACAGUGAGCACUUUACACACAGUUAGGCCGAGCAAGUGCUUCAACAACACAUAUAUUUACAACAAUGUUAUUACUGAACAGUUUUAAAUGAAAAUAAGGUUUGAACUGUGUUCAUCACAACUAUGGUGCUGAGAGGCGAGUUUCAAGAAGUUUCUGAUCUAUUCACCUUUUACACACUUUGUACAUAAAAAAUUAAGCUAACUUCAUUACCAAGAGGAAAAAUUCUUUCUAGACUUCCUAUCAGGUCUGUCCAGCUUCACGUUUCUUUGAGUCUAGCUUUAACAUUUUAAACUGGUCAUAAUAAAGCAAGGCACACAUUAAAAUUUUGAGUAUCGCAGCUCAUCCUGUCAAAUAAAUCUGACUCCUUUGACCUACAGGAAAUUGUGGACUUCAUUUUUUCACUUUUCAGUACUUUGGUUUUUGCAUUUCAGCAUCCUAAAAAGAAAAAAAAACACAGGAACCAUUUUAAAAACAGGAUGUUCAGAUGUAAUGGGAUAAAUCAGCACAACCAAUGCAGUCCUAUGGUUUGAUUGAGAGUUUUCAUCUUUUAGUUCUGAAAAAAAAAAUAUCUAACAAAAGCACAGCCUCUGAAUUCUUCAGACGGUAUUGUCGAAAUAAUUUCCGUUUUGGUUUUACAGUAUUUUCUGUCAUUAUCAGUUUGAACUGUUAAAGCUUAUACCUCAGUGUAAUGUUAAGUGCCCCUUUGCUGCAACAAAUGUUUCAAAACAAAAAAAAACUGUCAAAUAUUUAUUUUAGUUUAGUGGUUUGUCCUUUAAUAACUUCAAUUAUGGUGUAAAUUUUUUUUUAAGUAUAGAAGACAUUUUUUUUAUCUUUUGUUUGAGAGACAGGGGGACUUUUUACUUAUGAUUCAAAAACCUUGAACAUUAUCGUUUUCACAAAUAAAAAUAAAAAAUCAGCACAAUCAAUCAACGCCACUCAGGAUCCAAUAAACAACCCAGGUUCCUGCAGCAGAAACCCACUUUCAGCCAUUUCUUUAACUUUACCUGCAGAGGACUUUAAAUCACAGACUCCUUUCAUUUUAAUGUGGAGAGGGAGUGAAUCAUUCCAUCAACAUGAUUUUAAACAAUUUGUUGGACAACUGUUGUCAAGGAUUUCUGUAAAGUUUAACCAAUGUAAAAUAAUCAAGUUCUGGUUCUAAAACACCAGGUUACAGUUCUGAUCAGUUCGCGCUCAGCGGGUUUAGGGUAAGUUAGUUCUAGGGGAUAAAGGUUUAGGGUAGUGUCAUCGAAAAAACACUGUUAGUCUGAAUAUUUUAACAGAUUCUUGGACCUUUUUUAACCUAUUCCUAAAACCUCUGAAUGCGUGUUCAGUUUAGCAGAGCCUGGUAGGCAGGAAAAGGCUACUGUAUCCGCUACAAAUCAGCAAUAUUAACCACAGUACACUGUGUGGUAAAAGUGAUGCGGUCUGAGUACUUCUAGAAAUGUCUGUAAGAACAACUAAGGGAUGGGCAUUCCUGUGACCUACGAAGGAUGUUAUCGAUCCUCAUGAUGUGUAUAUUAUAUAAAUACGUACUGUUUCUUCUUUUCAGUGAAGGUCUACGUUAAGUGUAUUGACAAGUUCAGACUUGUGUAUUUUGAGUUUUAGGCACAAUGUUGUUGAAUUGGUGUUAAAUAUAAAUUUGUACAUUGCAUAAGCCACCAUUAACACUGAAUCCUUCCUGUAUCUGCUCGUUGUUGCUGUCUAGUUAAUUUAUUUACAUUGCCAAUGGCUUGGUUUAAUUGUAAAAGCAAUAUAUUUUAUAUAGUUAUUUUUGCACAGCUGCGAAAGCAUUUUAUGAUUCUCAGUAAUGAAAAUUCAAUACAUGCUACAGUUGCAGUUUAUAUUAGAGUAAGAGAGAAAUAUCUAUAAAACAGAAGUGGUUUGGGGGCUCAGCGCAAACGGCUUUAUUUUAUGCUGUAUGUUAAAUGCAGUUAUGUUUUCAGUAUUGUGAGCUUUUUUAGCUGUGAUCACAUACUGUACUGAAUAUUACUGCCACCAUGGGAGAGUGAAAUAAAGACCCACUGAGGAAAAAUA
Molecule: messenger RNA, 8343 nt
Organism: Girardinichthys multiradiatus
Lineage: Eukaryota; Metazoa; Chordata; Actinopteri; Cyprinodontiformes; Goodeidae
Gene: tanc1b
Product: tetratricopeptide repeat, ankyrin repeat and coiled-coil containing 1b
Exons: 27
Coding region: 218-6022 (1934 amino acids)
Molecular function (GO): protein binding
Source: RefSeq, a predicted model, not a curated record